This is a messenger RNA of Protopolystoma xenopodis, 1074 nucleotides long. The record is from the annotation of a GenBank genome assembly. NCBI's taxonomy places the organism in Eukaryota, Metazoa, Platyhelminthes, Monogenea, Polystomatidea, Polystomatidae.
UCUUCUAGACUGAGUGGUACGGAUUCGGUAAAUGAAAUAGGUAAUGAAAGUGGCUACCGAGAGACUGAAGACGAGUCAAAUUUGAAAGACGGCAUAAAUCGGGCUACUGUCGUUGGCCGUUCUAAAUCGCCACUUGAAUCUCCAUCCCUCCAGACUGGUGCGACCAACUCUUAUAAUCCUGUUUCAAUAUGUCCCCCUGGUCAUGAGCGCACUUCACUCCGCGCCGGUGAAGUCGAUAAUGCCGCUCUAUCUCCGUCCAAUAAGCGUGCUCCAUCGCGUCACCAGCAAGUUGUUAUACAACCUUCAAAUACUCUUAUUCCCCCUUCAAUGUCCUCGCCCAUCGGACCCAGCGCCAGGUAUAGCCCUCGAUGUCUUAGCUCUGAUUCUGGAACCCUAGGUAACAGUAGCUGUUUUAGUGGUGCAGCAUCCUCGAUGGUCAACUUUGUAACGCCAGGCUACAAACCUACAGGAUUUUCUGGAACCUCAAAGGAAUUAGGUGAAUCUGGAGUUGGUUGUCACCAAGCCACUACUACGGGCCACCUUCCUGCCACUACGCCAAGCCAGCCAAUUUAUGAGGCACCUCUUACACCACUACUCUCACGUGAUCCAAAUCGUCAUUUUCGCUCAACGACUACCUCUCGUCCCACUUAUUCCAACAGAGCCACAACUCCGGGACCGUCAUCGUUAAGGCGUGUUGCUACACUUUCAAGUCAUCAUGCAGAUGGCCCCUCUCCCUUACCUUCAAUGGCUCCUUCUGUUUCAACUGCAGUUGGCUCUGAAGUGGUUGCAUGUUCUAGGUCAUCUAAUAUAUUAUCGUCUGCUUCCACAACUGGCAGUAUCCCAGCUUUUUACGCUCAGUGGCUAGGAGGCUCCAGUGGGACAAGUACCGGCGCUCCUUUGACAUCCGGGUCUUUGGCAACAGGGACUGGUUUCAAUACCAGCAGUGUCGGCUUAGGCGGCACUAGUGGACCUCCUAGAAAACUCACAACCGGCCCCCUCCCUUGUCUCAGUAACUCCGCCCUGCACACAAACGGCCAGAUACUGCCUACUUAUCGGCCGAGCAAACCAAAAUGA